Acanthopagrus latus (yellowfin seabream) is the source of this 1271-nucleotide messenger RNA. RefSeq names its product nudix hydrolase 21 (gene nudt21). Lineage: Eukaryota; Metazoa; Chordata; Actinopteri; Spariformes; Sparidae. Gene Ontology annotation, molecular function: mRNA binding. The transcript is spliced from 7 exons. The record is from RefSeq and is a predicted model, not a curated record. Bases 177 to 866 code for a protein of 229 amino acids. Gene Ontology annotation, cellular component: mRNA cleavage factor complex.
ACUACACCUCACCCGGAAGAGGAGGACCGAGGGAAACGACGGUCGAGGAAACUGUUGUGGACUAUCCACAGAAUUUCUUUUGCUACCAGUAUUUAGAUACUCAAACUACCUUCAGGCCACCCACCAGCAGAGGUAGACUUGCAGGAGGAUUUCGCCUCGUCGUGCUCACGGUAGAAAUGUCGGUCGUGCCUCCCAGUCGCUCGAAUGCCGGUUGGCCGCGCGGUGGUGCCGUUCAGUUUGGGAACAAAUACAUCAGCGGGCCCGCUAAACCGCUCACACUGGAGAGGACCAUCAACCUAUAUCCUCUUACCAACUACACAUUCGGCACCAAGGAGCCUCUCUAUGAGAAGGACAGCUCAGUGGCUGCCCGCUUCCAACGGAUGCGGGAAGAGUUUGAUAAGAUGGGAAUGCGGAGGACGGUGGAAGGAGUUCUCAUCGUCCAUGAACACAGGCUACCUCAUGUGCUACUUUUGCAGCUGGGCACCACCUUCUUCAAACUGCCUGGGGGAGAGUUGAGUCCAGGAGAGGAUGAGGUGGAGGGUCUGAAACGCCUGAUGACAGAGAUCCUUGGACGGCAGGAUGGUGUGAAGCAAGACUGGGUCAUUGACGACUGUAUUGGCAAUUGGUGGCGCCCCAACUUUGAGCCUCCACAGUAUCCCUAUAUUCCAGCUCACAUCACCAAACCUAAGGAGCAUAAGAAACUGUUCCUGGUUCAGUUGCAGGAAAAAGCGCUGUUUGCUGUCCCCAAGAACUACAAACUGGUGGCAGCACCGUUGUUUGAACUGUAUGACAACGCACCUGGAUAUGGACCAAUCAUCUCCAGUCUACCGCAGCUAUUGAGCAGGUUCAAUUUCAUUUACAACUAACCCGGAUGAACUGAAGAAUGUGGCUGUCUCUGUGAGUGCAGCCCCGUCCGAGUGAAGAUGUGGUGAAAAUAUGUCUCAAUCUUAAAAUCAACUUUCACAAAACAAAAGCUUGUCGUGUAAGGUAUAUUGACAGUCCACAGGGGUGUUUAUACUGCGAAAAGAAAAAAUGAAAAUGUCAUGUGUCUUUCUUUUUUUUUUUAUCUUGGAAAAAUGCUAGUUUUUGUAGCCUACAGGUCUGUAAUCCAGUGUGAUAAGAAUCUGCUUUUAUGUCCUCUUGGAGGAGGCCAAUGUUUGAUUAAAAAAAUUGCAUCAUUGAGUUUCUUGUUUUAACCUGUAACAAUGUUGUGUUUUUUUUUCUUUUUAAUAAAGCAGUCCUUUGAGUAUGUUUUUAUAAAAAUGCAUAAA